Molecule: messenger RNA, 1161 nt
Organism: Doryrhamphus excisus (bluestripe pipefish)
Lineage: Eukaryota; Metazoa; Chordata; Actinopteri; Syngnathiformes; Syngnathidae
Biological process (GO): regulation of transcription by RNA polymerase II
Cellular component (GO): nucleus
Molecular function (GO): DNA-binding transcription factor activity, RNA polymerase II-specific
Source: RefSeq, a predicted model, not a curated record
UUAAUAAACAAAUGAAGAAAACAAAGGCGGAAGACGUUAGAAGGAAAAGGGAGAAAAGUAGCAACACUUAUCUUUAAAAAAAACGACAUCAAAAUGUUGAAAGAGUUAGUGAAGGAGCGACUAAUGGCGGCCGCUGACGAUAUAUUGGAAUUGUUUGAAAGAACGAUAGCGUCGUACCAGGAGGAACUUUGUCGAACGAGAGAGGAGAAGGAGCGUCAUCGGCAAGAACUGGAAGCUGUUUGCAAGACUCAAAUUGUGCUACAUAUUGGAGACACCCACAAACUGAUCGGUCAUCAAGAAGAAUGUCCCCCUCACUUGCAGGGCGUGAGCUCCACUUUGAAGCUGGAGGAUACACAACUUCUCCACAUUGAAGAGGAACAGGAAGAACUCCAGUUCACUCAAGAGCGAGAGCAUUUUCACAGGCUGGAGGACACCAACUUGACAAAACUCCCUGUGAAGACUGAAGACCAUGAAGAGAAACCAGCGGAGUUCUUACAGCUUCAUCUCAGUCCAAGUGAGGUCAACACAGGGGCGGAGACUUCGAGCCGCAGCUUACCGCAUUACAUGACAACAGAACCCGAUGGAGACCAUCAAGGAGGAUCACAAGCGUACCACCUCAUAGCUCCACUAUCAGAUGAUGACGACAUGACAUCGGGGGACGGCAAGACGACCUGCUCAGUUUGCGCUAAAACUUUACCCAAUAACGGCGCUUUAAUUCGCCACAUGAGGAGACACACCGGAGAAAAACCGUUUCGUUGUUCAGUUUGUGGCAGAUGUUUCUCUGAGAAAUCAAAUAUGGUCUGUCACAUGAGAAUACACACUGGAGAGAAACCUUUUGGUUGUUCGGUUUGCGGUAAAAGAUUCACUUUAAAUUCAACUUUUGUAAAACAUAUGAGGACGCACACCGGAGAAAAACCAUUCAGCUGUUCGUUCUGCGGUAAAACAUUCUCUCGACGUGACGUUUUGACAUUACACGUGCGGACGCACACUCGAGGAAAACUUUGUAAUAGUUCGGUUUGUGGUAAGGAAAGUAUGACAGCACACGGACAUCCACGACAAUGUAGCAUGUAGCUAAUUAUUAAAUAAUUAAUUAAAUAAUAUAUAAUAAAUAUUAUAUAUAUAUAUAUAUAUAUAGGUUUUGAGUAGCUAAAACUGAUUGAU